Xenopus laevis (African clawed frog) is the source of this 1086-nucleotide messenger RNA. RefSeq names its product histamine H3 receptor-like. The record is from RefSeq and is a predicted model, not a curated record. NCBI's taxonomy places the organism in Eukaryota, Metazoa, Chordata, Amphibia, Anura, Pipidae. The transcript is spliced from 4 exons. Bases 1 to 1086 code for a protein of 361 amino acids.
AUGAACUCCACAACUGCUGGGAAUUUUUCUCUUAUUGGGGAGAACACAGGUUUGGAACUGCAGAUUUCCAAGGGUAUUGCUAUCUUGAUAACUCUACUGACAUCUUGUCUGAUUUCACUCACGGUUCUCGGCAACACUUUUGUCAUAGUGGCUUUUAUCGUAGACAAGCGGCUCAGAAAUCAAAGUGACUUUGUGCUUCUGAAUUUGGCCAUUUGUGAUUUUACAAUAGGCGCAUUCACGUCCCCUAUGUACAUCCCAUAUUUCAUGACCGGGAAGUGGAGAUUUGGGAGAUUUCUUUGUAGACUGUGGCUAACUGUUGAUUAUACUGUUUGCACGGCAUCAUCGCUCACUGUUGCUCUUAUCAGUUACGACAGAUAUCUUUCUGUGACCAAACCUGUUUUGUAUCGAUCGCUGCAAAACAAACGUAGUCAUACUUUCGUGAGCAUCGGAUCUGUGUGGAUUUUCUCAUUUCUUCUAUAUGGCCCUGCCAUUCUUGCCUGGAAAAAUGACGAUAUUGACAACACUGCUUCUGUAACCACAUGUGUUCCUGGAUUUAAUGACAUUUGGUAUUUUAAAUUUGGAACAUCAUGUGCAGAUUUUGCUCUUCCCGUGAUUAGCAUUUCAUUCUUUAAUUUGAGCAUUUACUGCAAUAUAAAGAAACGAGGCAGAAAGAAAAGGCAGAAAUCGAUCUUAGAACUUUCCAAAGGACAGGAAAAUUAUGGAAAUGAUGGAAAUGUAAACAUUAUUGCAACGAAUAGUGUUCUGUUUUCGGGGGACCACGGAACGAAGAAAAAACUUGCACUGUGUCUCAGGCAUUGCUUUGCCUAUAGGAAGCCAUCCUCCUUUACCCACACUGAUGCAACACUGCAGCAUAGAAACAUUUCUCAGGUUAAUCUUUCCCGGGAUGAAAAAAUUGCCAAAUCACUUUCAAUCUUAGUGUGUGCCUUUGUCGUUUGCUGGGCUCCCUUUACAUUUCUUGCCAGUAUCCGUGCUGCUUGCAGUGGUUAUUGUGUUGAGUCCUACUGUGCUCUGCUUGCCUUUGUCUUUCUAGCUGUUGGUCCUCCAGCGAUAUACCUGCAAAGAUAA